UUAAUUCCUGGGGGGGAAAUCCUUCUGAUUUUUAAAAUGUGUGUGAGGUUUAUCCGAGGUGAGGGAAUUAGAUGGCAAGAUACGUGACACAUCGUUUGCAGUAACCCUAUUUGCCAGGUCUUUCCCUGUGUGUAUGAAGGUUACGUUUGUGCUCCGGCCCCCUCCCCUCACUGACAGCGAGUUUAGGCCGGAGAACGAGGGGGCGUGGCUAGAAGUCUCGUACCGGAGGAACUGACUGACUGAGUAACUAAAGAGGAGCUGUCGGGGGAGAAGUGACACAGUGGCAAUUGGGACGGUGACAGCAGCGUGUAGCCGGCUCUCAUUCAUUACUCAGGUAAUCCCCAUCAGUAAGGAUGGAAACAGAAAGCAAUGAAGACGCCAAAGCUGUUUACAGAUGCUCCCCUGGUACUAUAUUUUUGGAAGAAAAGGUGAAAAAACCCAUGAGUUUAAGGAGCCGCUUAGCUGAGAAAGUAAGGAAGACAUGCAGCUGUUCUCCCGGGAAAGCCAAGGAGUUGUUGUUCAGCUUCUUCCCUGUGUUAGAGUGGCUGCCCUCUUACAAGCUGAAGGAAUACCUCCUGGGGGACAUGAUGUCUGGACUCAUUGUGGCAAUACUUCUGGUGCCUCAGUCAAUUGCAUAUUCUCUUUUAGCAGGACAGGAGCCAAUCUUUGGCCUCUACACUUCAUUUUUUGCCUGCAUUAUUUAUUUCUUUAUGGGAACCUCUAGACAUAUCCAUGUUGGGAUAUUUGGAGUGUUGUGCUUGAUGGUGGGUGAAGUGGUGGAUCGGGAACUACAAGUUGCUGGUUACGACAGUCUGGACAGCCACAAAGGACAGAUCACGGUGCUAGAUGCACUAAAUGAAAAUACCACCCACAGCCCAUUUGAUCAGAAUCAGACAGUGGCCAUGACCUGUGACAGAAGUUGUUUUGCAAUCACAGUUGGAGCCACUGUUACUUUUAUGGCUGGAGUCUAUCAGCUUGCAAUGGGGUUUCUUCAGUUUGGUUUUGUUUCGGUGUACCUUUCUGAUUCAUUGCUGAGUGGAUUCGCAACAGGAGCAUCUUUCACCAUCCUUACUUCUCAAGUGAAAUACCUCCUAGGUUUAAGUAUACCUCGUGCCAAUGGGAUUGGCUCAUUGAUCUACACCUGGAUUUACAUCUUCCAGAACAUUCACCUGACCAACAUUUGCGAUCUGGUCACUAGCAUUUUGUGCCUUCUUGUCCUCAUUCCAGCCAAAGAACUCAAUGAGUACUAUAAAUCUAAACUCAAAGCUCCAAUUCCCAUUGAACUACUUGUGGUUGUUGUCGCCACCCUUGCAUCACAUUUUGGGCACCUUAAAGAGAAUUAUGACUCCAGUAUAGCAGGGACUAUACCUACUGGAUUUUUAAUGCCAAAAUCACCAGACUGGAGCUUAAUUCCCAGCAUUGCUUUACCUGCUUUAUCAAUUGCUAUUAUUGGGUUUGCAAUCACUGUUUCUCUGUCCGAGAUGUUUGCCAAGAAACAUGGGUACGAAGUCAAGGCCAAUCAGGAGAUGUACGCCAUUGGAUUUUGCAACAUCAUUCCAGCCUUUUUCCACUGCUUCACAACAAGUGCAGCUCUAGCAAAAACACUUGUGAAAGAGUCUACAGGAUGUAAAACCCAGGUUUCAGGGAUCAUGACAUCCUUGGUCCUUUUACUAGUACUUCUGGUAAUUGCACCUCUGUUUUUUUCUCUACAAAAAUGUGUCCUUGGUGUUAUAACCAUAGUGAAUUUAAGAGGUGCACUUAGAAAGUUUCUAGAUUUACCAAAAAUGUGGAAGGUUAACAAAGUAGAUACAACGAUCUGGCUAGUGACCAUGUUUUCUUCAGCUCUGAUCAGCACAGAGCUGGGUUUACUGAUAGGUAUUGCAUUUUCCAUGCUUUGCAUCAUUGUAAGAUCUCAGAUGCCUGUGUCAACUCUGCUCGGCCGGGUGGACAAUACAGAGGUCUAUGAAUCAAUAAAUGUCUACAAAAACCUUAACAUCCCACAGGGCAUUAAGAUCUUUCGUUUUGAAGCCCCUAUAUAUUAUGUAAACAAACAACACUUUAAGAUGACCUUGUACAGAUAUUCUGGCGUUGAUCCUACGUCACUUGCAGCAGCUGAAAGAAAGAAGGCUAAGAUAGAAAAAUUAAGAAGACAAGAUGGUAGUAUGGAGAUAAAAACUCGGGAAGAAACUGCCCAUUGUCUCUACAAAGAGCAACAACCAGUACAUACUCUGAUCAUUGACUGCGGCUCCAUUCAGUUCAUAGACUCAGCAGGAAUGAACACCUUGAAAGAGGUUCUUAAAGACUAUAAUGACAUUGGUGUGCAGCUGCUGCUUGCUCAGUGCAACGUAACCGUAAAAAAUUCCCUUCGGAAUGGGGACUUCUUUAAAAGGGAGGAAAGCACUGUGAUGUUCCACAGUGUCCACCAAGCUGUCCAAUUUGCACUUAACGUCCAAGAGCAAAGUGAUGCCUAUUUAAAUGGCUCUGCCGUAUAGCAAAGCAGUGUAGCGCAUAUUUGUAUGAGAUGAGUCAAGCAAUUCAGUAAACUUCUAUGUACUUUAGGAGUUGUUGGCCACAUCGUUUGUUGAAUAUGUGGAGGCAACAUUCAACACAUUCCAAAAAAGUGCUACAAAAUCCUAAUGUCGUACAAUCUCGGAUCUCAGUGGACAAUUCUUUCCCUCUUUUGCCUUUGCCAUUAUAUGUUUGCUGAACAUUAGAGAAGGUAUUGUCUAAGGCAAAAUUAUGGAUAGGCUUUAGAUUGAAAAAAAAUGGGUCCUUAUAAAGGUUGUCUUUGAUUUGUUUCACCUAGAAAGGUAGUGACUAUAAGCUAUAUGUGCCUUCUGCAUAUCUCCAAAAAUGAUUUUCUUUUUCGUUUCUGAUCAGUCAUAUGAGAGUAAUUAUUUUUGUACAAUCGUGCUAACAUUUUUAGCAUUUAACAAGGAUUUUAGGCCUAUCCUGUGAUUUUGAAGGAUUCAUUUGAAAAAAAAAAAUAGCCAUUUUAAAAGCUGCCGUUGCAGAACAGCUGGGAAAGAGCAAUAUUUACACCCAACCUGAAAUUUGCCAUUGUUUUUGGGGAAAAAGUGAUUAAAGUGUCUUUACAUAGUUAUAUGUAUUCUAAUUGAUUAGAAAGGUAUUAUGUGAAAUCCACAUCAAUAUAUUGCCUUAGCUCAAUAGAAAUAUAUGGAAGACAAUAGAAUAUAAUCAGAUAUACGCCAAUGUGUUCAAGUCACAGAUGAAGUCAAAAGGACAUAGUUUUGUCAGAGUUGUUUGGAGUAGAAUUGGACUUUACAGUAACAGUGUAUAUAACAUUGCAUUUUUGCUCAUUUACUAUUAAGUUAUUUUGCCCUUAGUACUGUACAGAACUGACAUUAAGAACAUUCAUAUUUUUUUUCAAUUGUUUGUGUGAUACUCCUAAAAUACACGUUAGGCCGAUUUAUCUGAAUUCUCGUAGCUUGAAUUUUCUCAAGCAUAAAAACCGUUGAAAAUUCUCAAGUUGCUUUGCCAGUCUGUUUAAAAAAUGAAGUGGAGUAAAUCAAACAAUCCCUAAAGUGUCCAUUGGUUUGAAUGGAUUUCUGUAGCUCUCUGAUUUGUAUUUUAUUGGAAAAAUGGUAGUGAGAAGCUGCAAGAAAAAUUGAAAAAGCAUCUAAAAAAAUCUCAAUCUUCAGCAGACCUUGAUCUUUGAUAAAUUAGCCCCUUAAAUGCAUUUUUCUUACAAAGUUAUGUUGUGCAUUACGGGCUAUGGCACCAAAUGCUUUUUGUUUGCUGCUGCUUGUAGUGCUGAUGAAAAUGCUUGUAUCAAAGCUCUAAGUGAUAGUCUUGCACCGGUGCUCUUCAAAAUCCAACCUGUGUACCUGAAGGAGACCCUGAUAUGAUAAUUAUAGCAGAUUUCCUACAUCUGUCUGUGUGUGUAAGUAUAUGUAGCAGCGUUUUUCUAACAGCACUUUUCUUCAGUAUAACAUUUUUAUUGUUUAUGUGUUUAAAUGUGCCUUUUGGAACUAGAUGUCCUAUCACUCUUACAGUCACAGCCAUGGUUCUUAUGAUAUGGCUCUGCCUUAAAUUUAUAUAAAGGUGAGAUCUGGAAAUCUUGCCAAAGUAAAGUAUACCGAAAUUAUUUUGUGCAAUCCCUAGUAUUUUAAAGCCAUAACAAGUUUAUAUAAAUGUUUUUUGUUUUUUUUUUCAUUUUGACAUCUCUAAUCUUUGGGGAAGGCACGGAAACCACCAGCUUUGAGCUUUUCUAUGUCCCAGUUCUAUAAACCUCUUAAUAUUACAUCGGGAUUAUUGGAAACAAAAGAGUUGCAGCAUAGUAAGAAAAAUGAUGAGUAACAAAUCAUUUUAGGUGACUGUGUGGCUUUGGAGUAGCUAUAGUAGCCAUUAAGCAUGUCUAAGAAACAGAUACGCUUUUAUUCUGUACAUAAAGGGAAUUGGAAUGGAUAAAGUGGCACAUGAAACGCAAAAGCAGACAGUUAAAAGAUGCAGGGGCAAGAAGCAGAGAAAGGGAGGCUACUCUAUACAUCUGUGCCCCAGAGUUCCAAUUAGGAAGAGAAACAGGGAACACAAUAUAAUUAGGUAAAAUCAGUAGCCUUUUUUUCAAUAUUUUCAAUUCAGUUCCAGUGCUUUCUGCCUCAUUAGAUUCUGGCAUUCAGGUCUUCCAUCUCAGUCUAGACUUGCUUUUGAAAAAUCUGCUUUUAUAUGUUUCCAGAUGACAAAUUCUUAGCCCCAUGCAACUUUUAAGCCACAGUGCCUUUGUAGCCUAUCCAUUUCAAGUCUGGUAUUAAACAUUCUGCAGAAAUGAUCAUUUAUUUCAGUUUCACCUAGAACCUAGUGUGGGGUGCAAAGAAAUUCUAUGUGACAGACGCCCCAUACAUAAUUAAAUGUACCUAUACUAUAUUAUAUCUUUUCAUAUCUUAUUUUAGAUCUGUGCUAAAAUUGAGCCAUUUAGAAGUAAUACCUAUAUAUAUAUAUAUAUAUAUAUAUAUAUAUAUAUAUAUAUAUAUAUAUAUAUAUAUAUAUAUAUAUAUAAAAUCAAACCGAAUGGAAUGCACAAAAAUUAGUAUGCAGAAACCUGGGUGCUAGUCCGAGAAGUAUCUAGACAAAAUGCAGGUAUUGACAACACUCCGAGGAAAAACAUCAAGUCAAUAGUUCAAAUGAAAGUGGAGAUUUAUUGGUGAUCCAAAGUUUUGGCUCCGCACAGGAGCCUUCGUUAGGGAAAGAAAA
Molecule: messenger RNA, 5211 nt
Organism: Xenopus laevis (African clawed frog)
Lineage: Eukaryota; Metazoa; Chordata; Amphibia; Anura; Pipidae
Gene: slc26a2.L
Product: solute carrier family 26 member 2 L homeolog
Exons: 3
Coding region: 354-2492 (712 amino acids)
Biological process (GO): transmembrane transport; sulfate transmembrane transport; oxalate transport
Cellular component (GO): membrane; apical plasma membrane
Molecular function (GO): secondary active sulfate transmembrane transporter activity
Source: RefSeq, a predicted model, not a curated record